GCCACUUCAGCCAAAGUUGCUCCCCCUCCUGCUGCACCAACCUUCAGAUUCCCUUUCCCGAAUCCCAAGCCAUUCUGAACUGAAUCCCCUCCAUAGUUCGCUCACGCUCAACUGCAUGCCGCGCGUUCCAGAGUCUGGUUGCCCUCCGAAGCUGGGAAGGAUUCCCUAGAGAUCUCCGACUUCAAGCUGGAACCCAGAAUUCGCUCACGAGAUUCCCGUGUGAUGGGCUUCCAAGCAACACGAACGAGUCCCGCCGCAGAAUCCCGUGCUGGCGUCGGAUGCCAUUCAACACAACAUCGAUGGCGGAGGUGAAGUGUACGAGAUCCAACCGCCGGAAAAUCCUCAUGGUCUUCUCAUCUUUAGAGACACCGACUCUGGAAUUUCUGGAGUGAGCCGCGCAGAUGCUGAGCCUAGGCUAAGCAAUCAAGCUGGCGUGUUCAGGUAUAGAGGCGGACUGAACAUGGCGACCCAAGAACAUAUUAAGGACGUCGCAGGGUCCAACAUCGCUGAGCCGAAGUGCCUGAGAAUCACCGCUCAGUACCUGGCCAGGACUGAAGGCUGGCACGCUUGUGCGUAUAACAGCUCUGCUGGAUACCGUGCCGUCGGCGCUGGGUACAACUUGGAUCAGAAUCCAGCAGUCAUCCUGUCAGAUUUCAACCUUAUUGGUGCAGAUUCUCAUGCGGUGUAUACUGGUUCCAAGUGCCUGACAGGUCCUCAGAUCAGCAGACUGCUGGAGCUCAGCGUCAGGAGGCUUCUUGCAGCGAAAUUGACCUCCGAUUUUGCAAUUGAUGCCAGUAGAUUCUGCUGCGACGUUCAGAAGGCCCUUGUGGAUGUUCUUCUCACCAGCAUGCACCUGGAUCUGGAUGCAUUUUCUUGGUUUCGUAACAUUGUGAAGACGUUGACGAGGCAUGAGUGGAAAAGAGCUGCCAGGCUGCUGGUAGAGACUGCAUGGUGCGCAGCAGACGAGUCAAGAUGUGCUGCCGCUGCCAUGCUGCUUGCUGCUGGGUGUGGGACUCUUUGAUUGACACGAGAGUAGGCUCUGUUGUGCUUGCGUGAAGUGUCUGGAGCGUUGCUCAUUGCUUCCGUAAUCCCAGUCUGAACACACUCCUCACUCUGAUGCCAUUUUGACAAUGGAUGGAUAAAGGCGUGUGUCUUACAGUUCCGGAACCCGGCAAGUUCCGGAACUUGGGCUGGUUACACGUGCCGCGGAGCAUUUCGAUGAGAUCUCGUGAAUUCCUCCCGGGGCAAAAGUUUCGCGAAUUUCGGAACUAGUUCCGAAAUUUCCAGAAGCGGAACUGUAAGACACACGCUAUACGGGUUUUCGUCCUCAACUGCAAGAUUUCUUGUUUCAGUUCCUCCAGUAACGAGGCCUUCUGGUCCAGGUUUUAGGAGCUCAUGUUAGGAGUCGGGACGCAUUUGCGACAAUCCCUUUCUCCGCAUGGCGCUCCAUCUCGUCCCCUUGCGUAUCACUUGUCCGACGUGUCUCAUCUCCGUCGUCCGCCACGUCAGCGCACUGCCGAAUCGACCGCACUCAGCAGUCCCGUUGAAGCUUCCUUGCCGCCGCAGGAUUUGUUCGAAGAGUAGCACCUCAGGUCAUUCGAGGGCAAUAGUUGCCUUAUUCCCUAAUCUGAGCGAUAGUAACGUCUCCCAUAAACUUCCUGGCAACGACAAGACAUUUCCAAGAGUACACAAUGGGAAUGGUAGGGCCUUAUUGGAACGUCCCGAGGGUUCAAGCAGAACGAGCAAGCUACACAACGCAAUCCACAGGAAUCUGCCGUUGAUCCUGAGCAUCCGCCUGAUGGGAUAAAUCUGACGGCUGGGGAUGAACCGCGGGAAUGGGUGGGCCUGGCGGCAUGGCGAACCGCGGCAAUCCGCACAGACACCUUCUGGGGACCUAAGGGUUCUUGUGACCCCCCACCCGGGAUUAAUAAUAAUAAUAAUAAUAAUAAUAAUACGCACAAUGAAGCGGCUGAAGCGGGAGGCGUCAGUCACGCUGCCACGUGGGAUCGGGUCGAGCUUCCUGCCACGCUGGCGGAAUGCGGGCGAAUGGUGCUGGAAUCUCCCGAUCCGCGGUUUAAGAUCGCCGUCACGCACGCCGCGCACCGCUCGCUCGGUGCGGGUGCGCCGGCGGUAGGCGCGGCGGCUGCGGUAGGCGUGCCAGUAGGCGCGGCGGCUGCCCCGUCAAAGCCUGCGCGGCCGGCAAGACCAGAGCUGGUGCAUCCCCGUGCCAUCCCCAAGCCCGGUCCCUCCUCCCCCCUGCCCUGGCCCGCACACAUGCUGCACAAUCUAGCCCACGUGGAGUUGAACGCUAUUGACCUGGCAUGGGAUACCGUUGUCAGGUUCUCACUGCUGGCGGGGGAGGAGGAGAGGGGGAAAGGGGAGGGGGAGAGGGGGAAAGUGACCCCGGACUGGAAGCUUCCACGUCAGUUCUUCUUGGAUUUUGUACACGUGGCAGAUGAUGAGAGUAGACACCUGGCAUGGUGCUUGCAGCGACUGGAGGAGAUGGGGUUCAGCUAUGGUGACAUGCCAGCGCACAACCUCCUCUGGAAGGACUGCGAGAAAUCGGCCAAUCACGUGCAAGACAGGCUGGCAGUCAUUCCAAUGGUGCAGGAAGCAAGGGGACUAGACGCAGGCCCAAGGCUGGUGGAGAGGUUGAUAGGGCUGGGCGACACCAGGAGUGCAGCAGUGGUGGCGAAGAUAGCCCAGGAGGAGGUGGCGCACGUGGCAGUGGGGGUGGCGUGGUUUGUCUGGGUGUGCGAGCGCAUGGGGGUGGACCCACACCUGUCCUUCACGACUGUGAUCCAAGCCCUGUGUGCCGACGGGGUGAAGGGUCCCUUCAACCAUGCAGCUCGUGCCACAGCCGGCCUGCCACGCCAUUGGUACGACCCCCCAGCACCGCCCACUGCUGCUGCCCUGCUCGAUACAGUCACAUCCGGCACUGCUGCCACUGUCACGCCUGCUUCAGUCACACCUGCCGCGGCCACAUCAGCUCAUGCCUCGUCCACAUCAGCUCAUGCCUCGUCUGCAAGAUCAUCUAGUGGAGGGACAAAGCAGGGGGGGUAGAUUGAUGGUGGAUAGACAGGCCAAGAAGCAGCAAGAGGUGGGCAAAAAAUGGAGAAAGCUUAUGAGCGGGCAGGUGAAUCGGGCAGCCCGGGAAAAGAUGCGGGAUCAACUGCAGAGGAAGGCGUCUCGCAUCGAGGCCCACAUCCAACGGUGCCAGAUGCUCCUCCAAUCAGACUCUGCCACGUCAUCACCCUCCUCCUCUCCUUCCUCCUCCUCCUCCACUUCCCCAUCUUCUUCCACAUAUCCCUCCGAGGAAAGCUGUCACGCUUCUCCCUCGAAUCCCCCAUGCGCUUCCCAAGAGCCGCUUUCUGCAAAAGUUACAGAGGGGGUCUCAGCGUCACAUCCCCCUUACAAGCUGUCUCGCCAAGUGAAGCAGGACUUGCAGGCCCAGCACAGCCACUCCCAGGAGCAGCUUAAAGAGGUGCACCGGCGCUUGGCCUUGCUCAUCUCGUUUGAGGACCACAGAGUGUAAUGAAUGAGUCUGUUUUUUAGUCGACUCUCAAAACACAAACUCAUUACACACGGUGCACCAGCGCCCGCCUGGCCUUGCUCUCAUCUUAUUUGAGGGCCAUUGAAAUUCAGCUGCUUAACCUUUUGAAGAAUUUGAACUUGUGUUGUUCUCCUGCAAUUCAAACUAUCCCUUGUAGUU
Closterium sp. NIES-67 is the source of this 3712-nucleotide messenger RNA. Lineage: Eukaryota; Viridiplantae; Streptophyta; Zygnematophyceae; Desmidiales; Closteriaceae. The record is from the annotation of a GenBank genome assembly.